GUGUCAAAUUGUCCAAUUUGUGAUGUAAACACAAAGUACGAUUUUUUUUCUUUUUCUUUUAUGAGAACACAGCAGAACUGAACUGUCUUCUUCAUGACUUCAUGAUCAUCCAUCCAUCCAUUUUUUUUCCUUAAUCCAGGGCUAUAAAUGGAAUUGGUUGUGUUGAAGAAGGGAAGGAUCCUCCUAAUUAUGUGAAGGCUGGAGAUGCAAAGGGUGAUGGUAUCAUCUGAACAGUCUCUAGUGCAUAAACUGGGGGAUUCCAAUAGGACAUUGUCCCCCAAAUUCAGGAUAGUGUCUCUAAGGUCCUCACUGCUAGAUGACCCUUCAAUGGACAAUGAAUUGGCUGUGAAGGGGGAGCCCCUACUUCCCGGCCUCCCGGACGACGUGGCUCUCCAUUGUCUCCUCAGAGUCACAGUCGACAACCAUCUUUCGUGUAAAGGCGUGAGCAAGCGUUGGUUUUUGCUCUUUGCCCACAAGGAGAGAUUCUUCUCCUUGAGAAGAGAACUUCUGUUCCACGAGCCGUGGCUCUUCGUGUUGGCCUUCCACAAACGCACUGGCAAGAUCCAAUGGAAGGUUCUAGAUCUCACCAACUUUUCGUGGCACGCGAUCCCUCCCAUGCCCUGCAAGGACAACGCCACCGCCCAUGGCUUCCGGUGCGUCUCCCUACCCCACAUGGGGGUGAUGUUUGUUUGUGGAGGGCUAGUCUCGGACGCGGAUUAUCCCCUCAACUUGGUACUCAAGUACGAGGUUGGGGCUAACCGUUGGAGCGUUAUGAAAAGCAUGAUCACCCCAAGGUCAUACUUCGGAAUUGGGCUUAUAGAUGGGAUGCUUUACGUAGCUGGUGGGAACGGUGCAGAGCUUUUUGAACUCAACUCAGCUGAAGUCCUAAACCCAAGUAAUGGGACGUGGAGACCCGUGUCCAAUAUAGGAAUGUAUCUCUCCUCGUACGACUCCGCGGUUCUCAAUGGGAAGCUUUUCAUAACAGAAGGUUGGUUUUGGCCCUUCUAUGUUGUCCCAAUGGGACAAGCAUAUGACCCAAAAACAGACACGUGGGAGGGCAUACCCUCCGGGCUUAGGGAAGGUUGGACAGGUUCAAGCGUCGUGAUUGAAGGGCACUUGUUUGUUGUAACCGAACACGAGGGAGAUAGUUGGGACACGGUUGAUGGCCCUCCGUUGCCAGUGCAGAUAUGUAAGCCGUUCUGCGUGAGCUGUUACGGCAACAGGAUCGUUGUUGUGGGACAGUACCUUAAGCUCGCUGUGGGACUCGUGACCAAGCGCCUUAAGACUUGUGGGAAGGAGUUUGGGUUCAAUGUUCAAUGGCGAGUUGUGGAUGCGCCCGAUAACCUCUGCGAGUUCUCGCCAUCCAGUGCACAGGGUUUUGAUUUUGUGGUGUCGAAUCUCAAUGAAAGCACCAAUGAUACGGACAACGUAUCGGAUAGGGAAGACUCAGAGCGUCUUCGAGCUCUUGGGAAUAUGGGACUAGGAGAAGAAGAAGAAUUGAGGCGAAGGAGAGAAUCGGCAAACCAAGAGGGAGAAGGGAUUAGGGUUUUGAUUUGUUUAUUCAUUGAAUAACUCUAAAGGGGAUUACAUCUCUUUAUAAAGGGAAGAAGGAAACCUAAAGCUAACCUAAAGGUUCAAUAAAAGCGACGAGGGAAAGAAUAGUAAAGAAACCUCGAAGGAGCUUAUAAUUUCGCUCACCUAAUAAAAUCUAAAUUACAAU
This is a messenger RNA of Cuscuta campestris, 1720 nucleotides long. NCBI's taxonomy places the organism in Eukaryota, Viridiplantae, Streptophyta, Magnoliopsida, Solanales, Convolvulaceae. The record is from the annotation of a GenBank genome assembly.